GAUUUGAGUGCUUCCGGUUGAGGAAACAACAACAAGCGAAGUCGAUGGUUGAAUGGCACAAUUAAACAAAACUCAAUAGUUCUAUAAGAAGAAAUGGAAAAUAUCAAAAUACAAACUGGCUUGUAAAAUAAUGAAUGCUGCCAUUGCUGAUAUAUCAAGUGAAAAACUGGUUCAUACAGGAACACCUGUACAAAGUUCCCCAUCAAGAGCCCCUAGAUCUUUCACCAAAUAUGGAGAGUUAGUUGUCUUAGGGUACAACGGACACUUACCUAGUGGUGACAAAGGAAGAAGAAAGAGUAAAUUUAUCUUGCAUAAAAGACAGACAGGAAAUGGAGUCAAACCAUUCCGUAAACAUAUUGUUAAAAACCCGCAUUCCGCUAAGGCAGUACAAGAUUUACACCAGCACUCUGUGACAUACACCUUGUCUAGAAACCAGGCUGUCAUAGUGGAAUACAAGCAUGAUGGUGAUACAGAUAUGUUUCAGAUUGGAAGAUCAUCAGAAACACCGAUUGAUUUUGUUGUCAUGGAUACCAUUCCUGGAAAUGAGAGGCUGGCUACAGAUAAUAUAACACAGAGUACAAUAUCACGGUUUUCUUGUAGAAUUGUAGUUGAUAGAGAUCCACCAUACACUGCUAGAAUCUAUGCUGCAGGGUUCGAUUCUGGCAAAAAUAUUUUCUUAGGGGAAAAAGCAGUAAAGUGGUACUUGGGAGAACAGAUAGACGGCUUAACAACAAAUGGUGUAUUUAUUAUGAAGCCUCAUGGUGGGUUUAAUGCCAUUGCCUCCCCUGGUGUGUGGAGGGAGAUAUCUGUUGGUGGUGCUGUGUAUCCACUCAGAGAGUCAAGAUCGGCUCCUUUAAAGAGUAAUCAGAUUACUGAAGAAGAUAAUAUAUUAUAUGACGGUACUCUCAUUGAUCUUUGUGGAGCUACAUUACUCUGGAGAUCUGCCAUGGGGUUGGUUGCAUCACCGAGCGAACACGAGUUUGAAAACCUAGUGGAGACUAUAAACGCUGGCCGUCCUCAGUGUCCUGUAGGUUUAAUGACUCUUGUUUUACCAAGUAAAGGAACAUUGGGUGCUGCAGAUAAACAACCAUAUGUUUAUCUCAAAUGUGGUCAUGUCCAUGGCCAACAUGAAUGGGGACAGAAAGAUGAUAGUAGGACCUGUCCUCUUUGUCUAAUGGAUGGUCCAUUUAUAAAAUUAAAGAUGGGAUGUGAACUAAGUGUGUAUGUAGAUUCUGACCUUCCUACUCAUUGCUUUAAUCCAUGUGGUCACAUGUCAUCUAAAAACACUGCAAAAUACUGGUCACAAGUUCCUGUCCCUCAUGGUUGUCAAGGUUUCCAGACAGUUUGUCCAUUCUGUGCGACGCCAUUAUUGGAUCCUCCAUUUAUUAAGUUGAUAUUCCAGGACAACACUGAAUAAUCAGACAACUCUCUCUCUUCAUUCCACUUGCUCUGUAUAGGCAGGGAUACAUUUAAUCCUACCAUGUUUCCCUUUGCAAAAAAUUCUGAAAUAGGAACACAGUUGGAAAAGGGAAAAUUAAUUACUUCCCAAGUUAGACUUUGAUGAAGAUAUUAAAGAAUAUUCAGUUGUUAGCUCACAAUCAAUGCAAUUUUAAAACAGGAGGAUAAUGAAAUCAGAAUUUUAAAAUUUAUUUAUUUCUUCAAUAUGGUUUGAGGUGGCCUCAGUGGCAGAAUGGUCUGAGAGAUUGAUUUACUGUAUCACUAGUUUAUCAACACUGAGGUUGUGAGUUUGAACCCUGCACAUAGCAGGUCCUUUGUACUCCAAUCCUUAUUGACUAGAAUUUUCGGUUUUCCUGCUGAAGGUUGUGGUUCUCUCCUGGCAUUGCGGCUUCUUCCUCUGACCGCCAUGAUAUAGCCAAUAGUGAUCAAAGUGGCACUAAAACACCAACAAUCAAUCAAUCAAUUGAUUUGACGCUUUUAAUGUAGCUGUCUCUUGCCCAAUGAGAUUCUUCCCGCCAUUUUUAUGUCAGCCAAUCUAUUGUCUUAGUUCUUAUUUUGUACACAUUGUCAGUGAUUUAAUACAUUACGUUGUGAUUUUCAUUCAUAUCUUAUUGUAACUUACAUGUAUUUGUUAAAUACCAUCUAUUACUUGUCAUAUUUUUCACUUUCUUAGAAGUAAGUUUUUCUUCAAUGUUAUGACAAUGAAUUAUAAUAUUAUCAAGUACUAAUAUUUGUGAACAACAAGUUUUGUAAUUUGUGGAGAGAAAAAAAUACAUCCACGCAGGUCAUUGUGUUGUGACUUCAGAUCUUGCACAAACAAAUUGAUGGAAACAUUUAUUUCUAUUUGGUAGAAAAAUUAAAUCAAAGAAUCUGUAACAAUUGGUACUACAUGAGAACAUUUUUUAGUAUUGUCAUAGUAAUUGUGCUUUUUCUAAUACACCUUAUCGCUAUUUGUCCGCCAUUACUGGACAUCACAAAAGUUCCCGUAAAAUGUUGACGUCAUAAUCAUGAUAAUAGAAAAUAUCUGACGCCACAAUGGAAAAGUGAUUGUUGUAUGACGUCAAAAGUUCAAGCGGGACAGAUUCUCGGGUCAAGCGGGAAUAGCGAUAAGGUGUAUCAGUAUAGUACAGUAUAUCAUACAGAUAUAUUUUUAUAUUGUUUGCCAGGGUAAACACAUUGCUCUUAAUGGUAUGUUAUAUUUUAAAUAUUUUUAAAUGCAUAAUAUUCCUUAAAAAAACAUUGAAAAAAUUGAUUAUAAAUCACCUGUCUUAUAUGUCCGCAUUGAGAGACUCUUUAUAAAAUGUCUAUAACUUGUUUGUGUAGUUUCAAAAUCAAGAACUAUUUAUAUCUUCUUAUGUGAGUAGCUAUAGUGAUUUGUCCUUUCUCUCUCGUGGGCCUCGGUGAUCGAGUGAUCUAAGUAGUCGAACUACUGUAUAUGUGUCACUAGCCCGUCAACACUGAGGUUGUGAGUUUGCAUCUGGCAAGUGGCAGGUGCGCUUGACUCCAAUCAUAAUUGACUAGGAUUGUCAGUUUUGCUACUGAAGUUUUGUGAUUCUCUCUGGGGACUCCGGCUUCCUCCACAAGUAAAAAAAAAUGACCGUCACAAAAUAGCACAACAGUGCUGAAAGUGGCGUUAAACACCAUCAAUUGAUCAAUCAAUCAAUCAAUCCUCAAGUCUCAGUCCAUUGAACAAGUUGCCAAACCAAACAUCACACAGUUAACAAAAAAAAUGGAAUGAAACUCAACAUAUAGACUUCAUACUAUUGACCAAAAACUUCAUACUAUAGUCAUCCCUCUUUUGUUCAUUGCUCUGACCACAUGAGUUUUGAAGUUCCUAUUUGUAUGACUCUAAGUGUUGAAAAUGUUUAAAUGUUUCUUAUCACAGAAUGACAAAUUUGAAAUAAUUAAGGGUCACGCCAUGUCAUUUCAUCAUAACAUUUAAUGGUGCAAUUUCAUAUAGUAUGAAAGCUAGUUACAUAACCAUGUAUCAGUAAUAGAAAAUGUAUUUUAAGCUGUAAGCAAUAGAUAGCAUUUAAGCUUAAAGUCAUCACGUUUAAAGACAUUUAUCUGUCUCAGAUAUGAAUUGUUGAUGCAUAAUACAAUGAAUAGUAUUCAUUUAUAUAAAAACGUUAACAUUAAAAUUCAUUGACAUUUCUUAUGAUUUAAAUAAUUAAUAUUUCUCUGCAAUAGUAUUUAACACAUCUGAAGGAAUGCGAGUCUUGGCAUUUGUAUUCCCUGUGAACAAUAUACCUCUUAACUUUUGUACUCCUUGGGAAAAUGUUAGUCAUGGCAUUUGGUUUCCCUGUGAACAAUGUACAUCUUAACUCUUGUACACCGUAUGGAAAAUGUAAGUCUUGAAACUUUAAAACCCUGUGAACAAUGUUAAUAUUUACAUUUUCAUCUAUAAACUUGUACACCCUGUAACAUUGAAAGUCUUGUACACCCUGUGAAAACUGUUAAUUUCCCUGUUUGUCACGUACUGUAUUAUAUUCCUGUUAAAAAAAUAAAAUUUUACGGGAAAUUCUGGUAAAAAUAAAAAGAAAAGAAAUUUGUUCUUAGUUUUUAAAAAGCACUCCUACUUCCAAUACAGAUUUUUGUAGAGCCUUGCAAAGGAAAGGGUAUAUAGCAAUUCUGUUAGUUUUCGUCAAUAUUUAUUUUCAGUCUGUGGCUGAGGAUUUUUUAAACAUCAAUGGCUUUAUGAAAAUUUUAUGGAAUGUUAUGAAACGUGAUAAAAAAAAAGAUUAGAUUAGAGUGUGUUACUUUACUUGGACAGAAGCUUUUCUUAAUAAAAAAUAGCAUCUGUAAAACAAAUUGAACGUUUUUUUUAUAUUUAUCCUUAUUUACUGGUAUAUAUCAAUAAAUUCACCUAGUUUUUGGCAGUCAACAUUACACUUUUAUACUGACAGCAGCAAUCCCAGGUGAGACACAGGGUUCUAUGGAACUCUUUACAAGUUCACUAAUGUCCUCUUGAUCUAUACUCAUCUCUUUCAUAAGGAUAUAGGUUGUUACUUCAACACAUUGCAAAGGAUAUUAAACUCAAUCUCUGAGUUUUAAUUCUCACCUUGACCUCAAAAUCAAUAAGACUUAUAUUGUCUUAUAAAAUACUUUUACCAAAUGAGAUUAGAUCUAAUUUCCUAAUGCUUGUAAAGAAAAACUUUGGUUGGCUUGCUUGCUUUAUUUGUAUAAACGUUUACCCAAGCUUUGUAAUUAAGAUUGACAUCUUCAGACAAUAUAUAUAGGCAAAGUUAAACCUGUAUAUAUUAUAUUUAAAUUUGAUUGGACGUUAUCCCAAUUACAAUUGUACAAUAUACAAACAAAGCAAGCAAGCUAACCAAACCCUUGCUCUGCAUGCAUUAGGAAAUUAGCUCUAAAAAGUCUAUGAAUUUAACAUGAUAUGCCAAUGGAUAUAUCAAAGCUAUCUAAAAUUAUGUGACUUAUUUAUUAAGAGUUUGUAAAUAAUGAGAUAACUAUCUUGUUUGUGCUGUGAAUAAAUGUUAACUGUAUGUAUUAAAACAAGUGUUUUUGAAUUGCUUUGUGUAGAUGUUGGAAUUGGGUUUAGUGUAAUUGGUUACUUUCUAUGAAAGUAAGCUUUGAAUAUUAGCAUCUUGUUGCUAAGCAUAAAUGUAAUUAUUGUAAUCUUAAAGUUUUAUUGAUGAUCUGAAUGUUAACACAUAGUUAUGGGUACUUUGUUGCUUUGUUUGAAUGUUACAUUGCAUUCUGGGUAUUUUCAUUGUAAGCCAGUAAAUAUGAUCAUUGUGCAAUUUAGAUAUCAGGUAUUGUUGUUUGUUGUUUUUUCAUUGUUAUUUUUCAAUAAUUUUAUUUUAUUUUUUCCAUUUCUUUUUUUGUAUCAUUUUUUAAUUCUAGAAAAAAAUCUGAAAUAUGUAUUCAUUUGUUGGAGUAAUUGUUGUGUUUUAUAAAUAAUGUUAUUCAAAAAUUAUAAAGUAUGUUUUUUCCACAGUGGGGAAGGGGUGUAGUCAGCUCUUCUUAUAUAAAGGUAUGGGUCACAUUUUUGGAAUGUCAGAUACAUCAAUGGAGUGCAAUUUUAACCCCAGCCAAAGUCUGUCGCCAAAUUUGUAUGUUAAAACUGACCCCCCCCCCCCCCCCCCCAAACUAUGUUUUUUUUCAAAAAGGGUUAUGCAUUUGUUUUUGUUUUGGAAUUGAUAUCUUGGGAUAUUUGUUUUUAAUUUGAGCAUGUCAUGGGGAAUGUAUAUUGAGCCUCUAUGAAAUAGCUCAAGCAGGAAGGGUUUCAGGUUAAAAAAAAAUCCAUUGUUUAGGAUACUGAUAACCUUUUACAACAUGUACAAGUUUUUGAUUAACAUUUUGUCUGGUCUGCAACAUUUUGUCGCAGAAUAGAGACCUAGUGAUCCUACACUCUGUCGUCUGCAUUGGUGUCAGUAUCAACAUUUAGGUUCAGUAAUAAACUUUUGUUAGAUAUCAAUAACUUGGUCAACAUUUGAUGGAAUUAUUCCUGUAUUUUACUUAUAAAUCUACUUAGUUUUUUGGCAAUUAACAUUACAAUUGUACACUGACAGCAGCAAUUGCAAGUGAAACAACAGGUUCCGUGGAAACCUUUACAAUUUUUUUUGAAAAUAUUACCCAGGAUGCUUCAGAAUAUGAAUGCUAAAUAGAGUGCAUGAUUUGUUAUUUCCUCUUUAGAAAUAAUUAUGUUUAGAACUAAUAAAAAGAACAGCAUAUGAUAUAGAAGUUUAUACAUAAAAGUGCUACAAUAAUAAUACUUAAAACUAGUGUUCAGAUGGAUAGACUAGUCAGUUUAUUUAUUAACGUUUAUAGAGUUUAGAAGUUUUGCUCUAUUUUUUUAUGAUAAAUGUAUUAUAACUUAUUAUUAUUUAUAUAUAUUCAUUUAUCAGAGUCAGAUUAAAUAUUCAUAACUGAAACAGAAAAAUAAAACAACAUAUGAUUAAGAAUCUACAGUAUAUUGAAUUUAUGUUUUUCAUCAUUUUCAUACAAAUAUAUGUAAGUUAUUUUAGUUAUUGCAGGCAGUAUGUGUAUUCAUGUAUAUGAUGAUAAAAAUGUUAAAACUUAUGAAGAAACUUUUAAAUGUUCAAUGAAAAAUGUACCAAUAUUUUGAAAAUAUGAAAAACAUUGACUUAAGACACUUUACAGAAUACAAUUUUUGUGUCAGAGUGAACUAAAACUAUAUAUUAACUCAUUUAAGGGUCUGGAUGGGGCAUUUCUGUAUUCUUUAAUGCAUUAGUUAAUAUUUCUCUAUUGUUAAUAAUUUUUGCCCAUUGUUCUCUAUUUUGAUUUUUUUGGCCUAUGUUCUCUAUACUUUAUUUUUGUUCCAUUUAUCUGCAAUAUUGGUCUAUUAUUCUAUAUUCUGUAAACUUCAUCCAGACCAUCUUAUGUAUAUUGUGACAACAAUUUAAUGCAAAACAGUUAAAGGGGUAAAAAAAAAGACAAAAUUAAAAAUGCAGGCCAAUUGUUUUUCCAGUAACCCUGAUCAUUAUUCAUAGGCAAGAGAACCAAUUACAAUUCAGAUAAAUAUUUCACAAAUAAUAAGUAUUUCUUUUUAAAUUUUUUGUGUAUAGAUGAUGCAAACAAGUUUAAGAUGUACUGAAUGUAUACUUUUUUAAUUAAUUAAACUUAGAAUUUGAGAUUGGCAUUAUAAACUAUAACUUCAAGUGAUUGUCCCUUUUAUGCUUGAUUGAGAUGUAUACUUUAAGCCAGAAAUAUAUCAGGUUUUUAUGAGUCUGAUCAUUCCAUGAAAUCUGUCCAUACCUUUUUUGCUAGUCUUCAUUUACAAGAUAUAUGCAGUUAUGCGUACUUAAGUAAAAGACAGUUGUAAUAACUAAACAGAAAGUAGAAAUAUCAAAUUAAAUGUUGAAAUGUGAAAA
This is a messenger RNA of Mytilus californianus (California mussel), 7313 nucleotides long. RefSeq names its product protein pellino-like. NCBI's taxonomy places the organism in Eukaryota, Metazoa, Mollusca, Bivalvia, Mytilida, Mytilidae. Bases 131 to 1417 code for a protein of 428 amino acids. Gene Ontology annotation, molecular function: protein binding; ubiquitin protein ligase activity. The record is from RefSeq and is a predicted model, not a curated record. Gene Ontology annotation, biological process: protein polyubiquitination; regulation of Toll signaling pathway. The transcript is spliced from 10 exons.